Molecule: messenger RNA, 858 nt
Organism: Dovyalis caffra
Lineage: Eukaryota; Viridiplantae; Streptophyta; Magnoliopsida; Malpighiales; Salicaceae
Source: the annotation of a GenBank genome assembly
AUGAAGGGACAAACACUAGCCCUCUCCCUCUCCCUCUCCCUCCUCUUCAUCGCCAUAACUGUGGUGGCCGUUGAUGCCGACUCAUGGACUCCGAUAAAGAACUUGAAAGGCGAGCAUGUGCUUGAGAUCGCAGAGUUCGCCGUUUCAGAGCAUAAGAAGCUAGUCAAAUCCGAUGCGGUACUUCAAAGAAUCCUUAAAGGCGAAUCACAGGUCGGAGACGGCACAGAUUAUCGGCUUGAUUUGGAGGUGAAAGAACGAGGGGCUGAUGAGAAAUAUCAGACUGUCGUGAAUGAGGAUUCGAAGAAUUUAGAGAAGACUGUGACAUCGUUUGCGCCUCAUAACGGACACAUCUUUUACGGCUUUAGUGUGGCAUGUGGGUACUGUAUGGGCAGUAAGGUUAUGGGUUUUAUGAGAAGAGGAGAAGAUACUCGCAAAAACUUUACAGAUCAUCUCUAUAGUGCCUUAAUUCAGGCCGGAAUUCAUACUUUUAGGGAUGAUGAUGAACUUCCUAGAGGAGGAGAAAUCUCCCCACAGCUCGUUAAGGCAAUUGAAGGAUCAAGGAUUUCUAUAGUGGUCUUCUCCAAAGGCUAUGCUUCCUCUAGAUGGUGUCUUGAGGAACUUUUGAAUAUUCUCAAGAGCCGGCACAAAAUUGGGCAAGUUGUUCUUCCUAUAUUCUAUGAUGUGGAUCCUUCAGAUGUCAGAAAACAGACUGGGAAUUAUGCAGAAGCAUUUGAUGAACAUAGCUUCAAAGAAGAAACGGAGAAAGUCAACAAGUGGAGAGAAGCUCUUGCAGAGGCUGGAAAUCUAGCCGGAUGGGGUCUAAAAAGCGAGGCAAAUGGAAUCGAUAAGUUUAGAUAA